Molecule: messenger RNA, 1023 nt
Organism: Suillus subaureus
Lineage: Eukaryota; Fungi; Basidiomycota; Agaricomycetes; Boletales; Suillaceae
Exons: 7
Coding region: 1-1023 (340 amino acids)
Source: RefSeq, a predicted model, not a curated record
AUGUCACCAUUCAUCAAGACGUGGUCCUUGACAGUCGUUCUAAUAGCAGGAGCACUUGUCCCCAGAGGUGCUUUUGCGCAGGUCUCCAAUGCGACAUGCCUGUCCUCCUAUAGCUGGAUGAACAACUCACUCGGGCAGGAUCCUUGCGUGGUUGCUUCUUACCUCGAGAGUGUCUGCUCGGGUGGAGCUUUUGAAGUAAUUGCUUUGCUUCCCGGUGACUUUUAUGAAGGUCCCUCGGUCGUUCUAGCAAACUCUUGCGAAUGUAGUACAGUGACCUACUCGUUGAUUAGCGCUUGCGGCGACUGCCAGAACGCCACAUUUUUGAACUGGUCUGGCUGGAGCUACAAUUGCUCCCAGGUAUUCUCCCAAGUGUUAGUCUCCAAGGUUGUUUAUAUUCCCCAAGCUUAUAAAAUCCACCUCGUCGACAGAUAUCCGCAUAACAUUCCCUCCGGCACUGUGGUUCCGAAUUGGGCAUACCUGAACGUGACCGCAGCUGGGUUCGAUCCCGUUGUAGCGCAAAGCGCUGGAGAUCUCCCGGAAUCCACCGCAACCAGCGUACAAUCUACUGGCUCGGUCACUUAUUCGAACAGUGUGUCUGCUUCUUUGACCAGUUCUUCGGGUGCAGCCACAGGAUCUUCGACGACAUCAUCAAAAAGUAACGUUGGAGCUAUAGCUGGGGGUAUUGUUGGUGGAAUUGUGGGAGCUGCAGUCGUCAUUAGUCUUGCGACAUGGUGCUUUGUCAAACGCCGUCGCUCCUCCACAACGCCAUUCAGCGAUAAUGACGGAGGUCCAGGCUACACUCAAAGUUAUUACUCCGCUAACCCUGAUUCAUUCCAAGGGCAACCCCAAAUGACGCAGCAACCACGUCUCUACGACCCCUCUGACCCGAGCACUUUCCCAGAUUCUCUUUCCUCCCCCACCAUUACCUCAUCUAGCAACAUGUACCAACACCCAUCCAUACCCCCACAUGUCUUUUCCGAACAGCCGCGUCCUGGACAGUACGCUGGCGCUCCGGAGGUCUAA